UUCCGAAGUAAGCACGUUGCGGAACACCACCUUCCACAAUGCAAAUUUUCGUGAAAACUCUCACAGGUAAAACCAUUACCCUCGAGGUAGAGCCAUCAGAUACUAUAGAAAAUGUAAAAGCAAAGAUCCAGGACAAGGAAGGUAUCCCUCCUGACCAGCAGCGAUUAAUCUUCGCUGGAAAACAACUCGAAGAUGGACGUACUCUUUCAGACUAUAAUAUCCAGAAAGAAUCCACCCUUCAUUUGGUGCUCCGUUUGAGAGGAGGUAUCAUCGAGCCCUCUCUGCGUCUCCUAGCUCAGAAAUACAACUGCGACAAGAUGAUCUGUCGCAAAUGCUAUGCUAGGUUACACCCUAGGGCUACUAAUUGCAGGAAAACCAAGUGUGGACACACAAACAACUUGCGCCCCAAGAAGAAGCUGAAGUAAACUAUAGUUUUGAGGUUAUUUUUUUAUUUAAUGUUAAUUGAAUAAGAUACAAUGUUAAUUCAAGAUCGGGGGAAAUAAUAGGAAAUG
This is a messenger RNA of Psylliodes chrysocephalus, 512 nucleotides long. Lineage: Eukaryota; Metazoa; Arthropoda; Insecta; Coleoptera; Chrysomelidae. The record is from the annotation of a GenBank genome assembly.